Messenger RNA from Procambarus clarkii (red swamp crayfish), 4461 nucleotides. RefSeq names its product PC-esterase domain-containing protein 1A. Lineage: Eukaryota; Metazoa; Arthropoda; Malacostraca; Decapoda; Cambaridae. The record is from RefSeq and is a predicted model, not a curated record.
GUCUGGCGUUAGUUAAUGUUGGUGAGAGUGAGGUGUCCGAGGUGUCGCCUGGCAGGACACAACCACAACACGUGCGGCUCUCGUCACACUUUGUUUGCUUUGGCAGCGUGCACGAAGAAAUCACCAUGGCAGAUAUAUUUAGGUCUGAGGAUGCUUGUCGUCUGUUGAAAAAGAAAUUCAUUUACUUGAUUGGAGACUCAAAUAUGCGUUCAUUUUACCUAGACCUGCUGUACCUAUUAAAGGAAGGUGGUAUUACACCAGCACAUGUGUUCCGCAAGGGCGGUCCAGGAAAAUCAUCAUAUUGUGGUGACAAAUUAGUGGAUGUGUCUACGAGUGCCGCACAUGGACGAAAUUUUUUUGAAAUACGCCAAUAUCAGGAUGACAAUGUGAUCAUUCGCUACUGCUACAUAACUCGAGUGUACUCAAACCUGGUCAAGCGAGAGUUGAAAGACAUUGAAAAGGGUGUGCUUUCCGUGCCAGAUGUGGUGAUAGUCAACUCCUGUCUCUGGGAUAUAACAAGAUGGGGAGCAAUGAGGGAAGACAAAUACAAGCAAGAAAUGGUAGAUUUGGUUCACCAUCUGCAGUGUCUGUUGCCUGAUGACACUCUAAUUAUAUGGACCACAACGUUACCUGUCUCAACCGAAAAAGUUAAAGGAGGAGUCUUCAUAAAACAGCUGGAGUUCAUGACACAUAGCAUGCGGUUCAUGAUUAUGGAAGCCAAUAAGUUUGCCCAGCAGCUAUGCAUGGCAUUUGAUAUAGACCUACUUGACCUGCACUACCACAUGUGCUUUCAGCUCCACAGGCGAACAAAUGAUGGUCUACACUGGGAACCUCCAGCAUUAAGGCACAUUACCAAUUUAAUGCUCACACACAUAGCCCUCUGCUGGGAGAAACCCUUGCCGGGUAACUUCGUUGGUAGCUACGUACGAAGUGCUAUAUCUCGUAUCACAGAAGGAACCCUCGAAGAUAAGGAAAAGGUUCAGCUAGACCAGGAGAUCUUGCAGUACAUUCAGAAGAAAUCACAAGAAAAAACGUUGAAUAAAAUAACUAGAGUUUCACCUGGGAAUGGAGUAAAUGAUCACGUCAAAGGGAAACCAAACGAUGAGGCAAAUACCAGAGCGGAAACUCGAAAACAUCGAUCGGCAGCUCGUAAGAAGAGACCAUUCAAGAGCUGUAAUAGAAAUGAAAGUGACAAGAGAGCAAGGACAUCUGUCAGUGUUGCUCCAAGUUUAUUGCCUCCACUCAUGGAAGUAUCAGGGUUUCAUGGACAAAAAGAAAAUUCAGUAAUAGGACUGAGAGAGACCACUGAAAAUAGAAGAGAAUUCAGUAGUGUGUUUGGCCAUGCCGGUGCUCAGUCUGGCCGUGAGGAGGCUCAAUAUGUUCGUGCUAGGGCUCAGUCUGGCUAUAACAUGGGUCAGCUUGGGUAUAACAUGGGUCAGCCUGGCUAUAACAUGGGUCAGCUUGGGUAUAACAUGGGUCAGCCUGGCUAUAACAUGGCUCAGCCUGGCUAUAACAUGGCUCAGUCUGACUAUAACAUGCCUCAUUUUGGCUAUGCUAGGACUCAGAAUGACUAUAAUAUGGCUCACUCUUCCCCUCAGAAUGACUAUAAUAUGGCUCACUCGUCCCCUCAGAAUGACUAUAAUAUGGCUCACUCUUCCCAUAACGGUUCUCCAUCUUAUCACGAUGAGGUUCAAUCUGCCCGGGAUUUAGCUCAGCAUUACGCUAACCGGAUUAGGGAUGCCUUAGAGUCAGAGAACAGCGUGGAUCAUUGCAGAGGUGGCAGCAGGCCAGCUACGCAUUACAAUAUUCAGAGAGAGAACUGUGGGAAUGUGUACCAACAGAACCAGGAGCAUCCUAGCUUGAUGGGAGAAUACCAUUCUCGCCAAAACAGGUUCCAGACCAACAAUUCAGUGCAUGAUAAUACCCAUAAUCAGUUUCAAGGUAUGCACCAUCAAGCAGGUGUCGGGGAAUGGUCAUAUCAGCAACAGCAUAUUCAACCUCCGCAAGAGUUUUGGUCUAACUAUCCAACCUCAAAUUUUCCUUGGAAUUGGAGAAGAUAAAAUAAAAACAAUUCUUUUUGCUUUUUAGGUACCAAUUAAGACAAUUUAUAAAUCUUUUUUCCCCUUUUGUAAUUUUUUAAAUGAUGUAAAUUAGGUUCAUUUAUUAUGAACUGGAGUUGCUGAUUUUAGUAUUUUUCUUGUGACAUUUAUUUGUUACUGUACUUGAAUUGCUUUUCUUGUACAUAACUAUUGAUGAUGCAGAACUUGAGAUAUUUUGUUGUUUGCUAGUUUGAACUGAUUCUGCAGCACUUUGCUUGUGUGCAUGAUUUAAUAUUCACCAGUUGGUGCAUCACACCGAGGCCACUUGUCAGUGUGUUGACAGGUAGCCGACGCAUUAUGUUAAACUCUAGUUAGUUGUAAUUGAAUCUUUUAUAGAGUCCUAUGUUAGGACAUUUACAUAUUUUCUAGAGGGACUUCUAUGGUUAAAUGAACAAAUCCACAAGGGCUGUGACGAGGAUCCUCGUCACGACCCUUGUGGAUUUGUUCAUUUGAUGUAUCACGUUAGUGUGAUUUCUGUGUGUAACUUCUAUGGUUGCUUCUUGUUGCCAGCCACCUGGAUAACUCCAGCCAAUUCAAGUCACACCAGGCCUUUAAGUCAUUAUGAGCCUACUGGGGGGCAGAGGUCCUCUCAGAGGUCAAACUUGGCCAGCUCCCCCCUCAAAGGCAAAGUUUUGGUCAGCUCCCCUGUAGAGGCAGAGACUUAGUCAACUCCACUUCAGAGGCAGAGACUUAGUCAACUCCACUUCAGAGGCAGAGACUUGGCCAGCUCCUCAGAGGCAAAGAUUUGGCCAGCUCCUCCUCAGAGGCAGAGACUUGGCCAGCUCCUCCUCAGAGGCAAAGACUUGGCCAGCUCCUCCUCAGAGGCAAAGACUUGGCCAGCUCCCCCUCCGAGGCAAAGACUUGGCCAGCUCCCCCUCCGAGGCAAAGACUUGGCCAGCUCCCCCUCCGAGGCAAAGACUUGGCCAGCUCCCCCUCCGAGGCAAAGACUUGGCCAGCUCCCCCUCCGAGGCAAAGACUUAGCCAGCUCCCCCUCAGAGGCAAAGACUUGGCCAGCUCCCCCUCAGAGGCAAAGACUUGGCCAGCUCCUCCUCAGAGGCAAAGACUUGGCCAGCUCCCCCUCAGAGGCAAAGACUUGGCCAGCUCCCCCUCAGAGGCAAAGACUUGGCCAGCUCCCCCCUCAGAGGCAAGGACUUGGCCAGCUCCCUCCUAGAAGUCAAAACCUGGGGACCCUUAUUUCCACCAGUCUUUUCUCUACAAUAAAGAAAAAAGGAAACAAAACAUCACUCGUGCUGGUACUUCAUAGAUGGCAGUAACCUGCUUGAUGGGUUUCUGGGAGUUCUACUCCCCCAAGCCCGGCCCGAGGCCAGGCUUGACUUGUGAGAGUUUGGUCCACCAGGCUGUUGCUUGGAGUGGACCCCGUACCUAAAGAGUCACUUGGAUAAGUCUCACACCUUAAGGAAAAUCCACAUUCGCAGAUACCUGUUGUCUUGUAUCACGUCCACAGCUGAAUAUGUGAGAAGACCUCUCUCGGCUGUAAAUUUGGGCCUUAUUGCAAAUACUUAGUUUAAUUUUUCCCCACAAUUGUUGUCUGAAUCUACUUGAGAACUAGCCAAGGGAUUUUUAUUUCUCUCUCAUAAUACAUAACCUUCCCGGUUUGGUGCCUUCUUUUGAUAAUUACUUACUUCUCCCUCAUAAGAUUUCUAGACCCACAGAGGCCAGAAGGAAACUCCUUAUUCAUAAUAGAAUAUUUAAUGAAGCAAAAAAGAUAAUCAUGACAGAUAAUGGUAUCCCCUUAGAUUAACCCUAUAACUCCUCAAUACAUCUUCCUCUAGCUUUCCCAUGCUCACCACUUAUUGCAAAACUAAUGUGUAAUGUGCUAUAUCAUGUGUGAAUAUUACCUUUGUAGUUAGUAUAAACCUUCACGUGGAUCCUUGCACGGUCCUUACAACACCCUCACUCUCGCUCAUGUCGUGCCUUGACCUUUACCCCUCCUGUGGUUCCUGUUCUUCACCACCUGCCUUUUUCUGUACAGUAGUCUCUCUUAUUAAAUGCUCUUUCAGUUCGUGUUACCAAUAUUUCUCCUCGUGUCGUUCCGCCUUUGCCCCCGUGUAGGGUCCCCCUUCCUAAAUUUUGUAAAACCUUGACCCACGUGACAAGCGUUUAUCCCUCCUGCAGUUCUGAAACGCCUUUUCCUUGAACACUUUUCUUCACACUCCUGCUCCAUUUCUGUCUUCUCCGGUGGGUCCAAAGACUGAUGGGUCCAAGUCUGCUGAUGGUGUAGGCUACUGUUGUUUUUCCUGACCACACCUGUGUGUGUCGCCUGCCUCCAGAGACUAGCAUCUUCACGGCAGAACUUUAUGCUAUUCUCUAUACUCUUCGUCAACUGCUCUCUCACUGUCAA